AUGCACCUCAACUCGAUUAGUAUCAGCCUAUACAUAGGCCUCAGCACCUUGGUCCUUGAAUUGGGCUCUGCACAAACUACUGACACCCCAGGCGGAUUAAUUCCACCGUGCACAACCGCACAAAUCGAAAAGGGCGGCGUCACAAACUGCGCCUGCGUCGCAGGAAAGGACAAGGGAGAGCAGCCUGGCGACAAGUGCAACAAAUGCGAUAUAGGACUAUGUAACAAGACACCCCAGCAGUCAGUGAGCCGACUGAGUGCCUGUUACCAGGGAUGCACGGACGCCAACCAUCCCUGCAACUCAUGCUUCAUCUGGUUCAAGUCCGUCUGCGAAUGCCAGCAGAACGGGAACUGCGCCAGCUUCCUCUCAGCCAAGGGCGACUCCACCUGGAUCAAGAUAGCUCACGACCGGCUGAUCACGACAACGACACACACCCCAGGCAUUCUCGAGCUGCACUCCGAAGCACCCUGGCAAUUUGGCCAGAGCGGCCUUGUUCGGGAUUCAAAGGCGUUGACUAUCAACUCGGUCAGCACACGCACCCAGGAGCAGAUUCAUAUUCAUGACUGUCCGGUCUUGGAUGAUCCGAAGAAGCUCCUAGCGAAGCAGAAUUAUGCCGAUUUCGAUAAUAUUGCUCCCAUCAAGCAUAUGCCUGGCCCGGAUCCAUGGCAGUGCAAGGUUAACUCGAACAAAGGCCAGGAUAUUGACAGAGUAACGACGGAUUUACAGAAUUUCAUUGCCAAACAUCCUGACUGCACCCACAAUAUUGGAGCUGCUGUUGUGGUGGACUCGAAUGACCGGACUUGGAUGUGUAUCACCACAGAUGCGGAUCCUACUCAGUAUACCUUCUGUAGCAAGGAUCCUAAGAGCCUAGGGGUAGAGGAAGGAGAUGCUAUCGGUUGA
Molecule: messenger RNA, 900 nt
Organism: Penicillium nucicola
Lineage: Eukaryota; Fungi; Ascomycota; Eurotiomycetes; Eurotiales; Aspergillaceae
Exons: 1
Coding region: 1-900 (299 amino acids)
Source: RefSeq, a predicted model, not a curated record